Molecule: messenger RNA, 964 nt
Organism: Electrophorus electricus (electric eel)
Lineage: Eukaryota; Metazoa; Chordata; Actinopteri; Gymnotiformes; Gymnotidae
Product: proteasome subunit alpha type-6-like
Biological process (GO): ubiquitin-dependent protein catabolic process
Cellular component (GO): proteasome core complex, alpha-subunit complex; proteasome core complex
Source: RefSeq, a predicted model, not a curated record
CCGGUAGGUCAAUCUGUGACUAUUUCCGGGUGUAAAUAUAAUCUGCAUGUUGCCGUAACAGAAUCUUCAGUACGUUUCGGUUUUACGUAUAUUAAAUUGGAAACAAAGAUGUCCCGAGGAUCAAGUGCAGGAUUUGAUCGCCAUAUUACUAUUUUCUCGCCCGAAGGUAGACUUUAUCAAGUAGAAUAUGCCUUCAAGGCCAUUAACCAGGGUGGUCUCACAUCAGUUGCUGUCCGGGGUAAAGACUGUGCUGUUGUUGUCACGCAGAAAAAAGUUCCAGACAAGCUCCUGGAUGCUUCUACUGUCACUCACCUGUUCAGAAUCACAGAAAACAUUGGCUGUGUGAUGUCAGGGAUGACAGCUGAUAGCAGGUCUCAGGUUCAGAGAGCACGCUAUGAAGCAGCUAACUGGAAAUACAAGUAUGGUUAUGACAUUCCAGUGGACAUGCUCUGUAAGAGGAUCGCUGACAUCUCUCAAGUUUACACACAGAAUGCAGAAAUGAGACCACUCGGUUGCUGCAUGAUUGUGAUUGGUCUGGAUGAUGAAUAUGGGCCCCAGGUUUAUAAGUGCGACCCAGCAGGCUAUUACUGUGGCUUCAAGGCAACAGCAGCUGGUGUCAAACAAACUGAAGCCACAAGCUUCCUGGAGAAGAAAGUGAAAAAGAAACAUGAUUGGACUUAUGAGCAAACCAUCGAAAUAGCAAUAAGCUGCCUUUCCAUGGUUUUGUCCAUUGAUUUCAAGCCUUCUGAGUUGGAGGUUGGUGUCAUCACAGCAAAGGACCCUAGAUUUAGGAUUCUCUCUGAGUCAGAGGUGGAUGCCAACCUGGUAUCUUUGUCUGAGAGAGACUGAGCUGUAGAAGAGCCCUAGUACUGCUGAUGUAGGACCCUGUUCAGGACUGGUGCAAGCCAAGGUCCCCAUGUAUAUUUCCCCUGUUCAUUAAAGAUGUUUUUGAAGAAAACAUGAA